GUGAGUGCCGGCGAUUUCUCUGUGGAUGGGUUCGCUAAGGGACCCCAGGGUCACCUGUCAAGGGCCACCCCGCCGGUCACGUUGGCCGCUGAGCCGCCCCAGGCCCUGAUUACCCCGUUAGCGCUUCCCCCGCCGGCCCCCGCCUCCCUCCAGGACGAAGCAAUCCAUCGCCGAUCGGCCUGUGCAUGUGAGUGGAGCGGCGGAGAUCUCGGCGAUCGGCAGCUCUGGCCUGGUCUGUUGUGUAGCGGCGGCUCCGUGUCUGCUGCUGCACGCUGCUUCUCCCUCCCGGUGUCUACGUCUCCUGCGCUCCGCUCCCGGCACCCAGCCAUGGCCGACGCCUCCGACAAGCCCUACCGGGCCGAGUACGCCAAGAGCGGCCGCGCCUCCUGUAAGAAGUGCGGGGACAGCAUCGCCAAGGAGUCGCUGCGGCUCGCCAUCAUGGUGCAGUCGCCCAUGUUCGAUGGAAAAGUUCCACACUGGCACCACUACUCCUGUUUCUGGAAGCGUACACGAGUCUUAUCCCAUGGGGAGAUUGAUGGCUUCACGGAACUACGGUGGGACGAUCAGGAAAAGGUUAAGAAGGCGAUUGAAACUGGUGGAGCCACAGCCGGGGCAGGAGGUGACGCUAAAGGAGGCAAAGCAAGCAUGACGCUGAAUGAUUUCGCAGCUGAAUAUGCAAAGUCCAACCGAAGCACCUGCAAAGGCUGUGACCAGAAAAUAGAGAAGGGUCAGGUCCGAUUAUCGAAGAAGAGCUUGGAUGUGGAGCGGCCUCAGCUGGGGAUGAUUGACCGCUGGUAUCACCCAGACUGCUUUGUGAGCCGCAGGGAAGAACUUGGCUUCCUCUCGAUAUACAACGCUGGUCAGAUGAAGGGUUUCAGCAUUCUCAGUGCAGAAGACAAAGAGUCUCUGAAAGCGAAGCUCCCCGCAGUAAAGAAUGAGGGGAAGCGGAAGGGGGAUGAGAUUGACGGAUCUGCCGUAUCUAAAAAGAAGCUAAAGAAAGAGAAAGAAAAAGAAUCAAAGCUUGAAAAGUUGCUGAAGGAGCAGACGGAGCUCAUCUGGAGUAUAAAGGAUGAGCUGAAGAAGGUCUGUAGCACCAAUGACCUGAAGGAGCUGCUAAUCGCCAACAAGCAGCAGGUCCCAUCUGGAGAGACCAACAUCCAGGACCGGGUGGCGGAAGGAAUGGCGUUCGGAGCUUUACUCCCUUGCGAGGAAUGCAAGGGACAGUUUGUGUUCAAGACGGAUGCUUAUUAUUGCACAGGAGACAUCAGCGCUUGGACUAAAUGUGUUGCAAAAACACAGACCCCCAGUAGAAAGGACUGGGUUAUACCGAAGGAGUUUCAUGAAGUGCCGUACCUGAAAAAAUUCAAGUUUAAAAAACGGGACCGGGCCUUCCCUCCAUCGGCAGCACCAGCUCCUGUCAGUGCUCCAGCACCGGCUAUACCGGCUGUUAAAGAGGAGCCUAUUCCAGAAGGCAAGCCAUUGACAAACAUGGUGGUUCUUGUUGUUGGUAAACUGUCCAAAAAUAAAGAUGAAGUAAAGUCUUUGAUCGAAGAGCUGGGAGGGAAGUCAACCGGAUCUGCAAAUAAAGCCACCGUCUGCGUCAGCACCCAGAAGGAAGUGGAUAAGAUGGGUAAGAAGAUGGAGGAUCUGCAGGCGGCCAAUGUACAGGUGGUGAGUGAGGACUUCCUGAAGGAGAUCCAGUCUGGGAAGAGCAUUCGGGACUUGCUGACACAGUACCGGAUAUCGACGUGGGGUGCGGAGAUCAAGCAGGAGGUGCCGGAAGCACAGCCGAAGCAGAAGGCCAGUGCUGGCAAGAGCGCAGGGAAAGUGAAGGAAGAGCAAGGAGGCAGCAAAUUUGAGAAGAAAAUGAAGUUGACAGUUAAAGGGGGAGCAGCCAUUGACCCGGAUUCCGGACUGGAAAAUUCAUGUCACGUGUUGGAGAAGAGUGGCAAGAUUUUCAGCGCUACCCUGGGCCUGGUGGAUAUAACGCGAGGAACAAACUCUUAUUACAAACUGCAGCUCAUAGAACAUGACCGAGACGCCAGGUACUGGGUGUUCCGGUCCUGGGGUCGGGUGGGAACAGUUAUAGGAAGUAACAAGCUGGAGGAAAUGUCAUCGAAAGAAGAAGCAAUUGACCAUUUCCUGAGCCUGUACCAGGAGAAGACCGGCAAUGUCUGGCAUUCCACCAACUUCACCAAGUACCCCAACAAGUUCUACCCGCUGGAGAUAGACUAUGGGCAGGAGGAGGAUGUGGUGAAAAAGCUGUCUGUGAGCGCUGGAACCAAAUCCAAACUUCCAAAGCCGGUGCAGGAGCUCAUCAAGCUGAUCUUUGACGUGGAAAGCAUGAAGAAAGCCAUGGUGGAGUUUGAGAUCGAUCUCCAGAAGAUGCCGUUGGGGAAGCUUAGCAAGCGGCAGAUUCAGAGCGCCUACUCUAUUCUAAACGAAGUACAACAAGCUGUAUCGGAAAGUGCUGGCGAAGCUCGGCUGCUGGAUCUGUCCAAUCGCUUCUACACGUUGAUACCUCAUGACUUUGGGAUGAAAAAGCCGCCGCUCCUGGAUAAAGAGGAGUACAUCCAGGCGAAGGUACAGAUGCUGGACAAUCUGCUGGACAUUGAAGUCGCGUACAGUCUCCUCAGGGGCGGCACAGACGAUACGGAAAAGGAUCCCAUCGAUGUGAAGUACGAAAAGAUCAAGACGGAUAUAAAGGUGGUUGACAAGGAUUCAGAGGAAGCGAAUAUAAUCCGGCAGUACGUCAAGAACACGCACGCUGAGACUCAUAACGCGUACGACCUGGAGGUCAUUGAUAUCUUCAAGAUCGAGCGAGAAGGAGAACGUCAGCGAUAUAAGCCGUUUAAGCAGCUGAACAACCGUCAGCUCCUCUGGCACGGCUCCCGCACCACCAACUUUGCGGGGAUCUUCUCUCAGGGUCUGCGAAUUGCUCCGCCUGAGGCCCCUGUUACUGGUUACAUGUUCGGAAAGGGUAUCUAUUUUGCCGACAUGGUAUCUAAAAGUGCAAACUACUGUCAUCCGAUGCCGGGUAGCCCUAUGGGUCUGAUCCUGCUGGGAGAAGUCGCUCUGGGAAACAUGCACGAGUUAAAGGCUGCUGCACACAUAACAAAAUUACCAAAGGGUAAACACAGUGUAAAAGGUUUGGGCAGAACGGCGCCUGACCCUUCGGCCACUGUACAACUGGACGGAGUGGAUGUUCCCAUGGGGAAAGGCACUUCCACCAACAUUAACGACACCAGUCUACUGUAUAACGAAUAUAUUGUCUAUGACAUUGCCCAAGUCAAUCUGAAAUAUCUCCUGAAGCUGAAAUUCAAUUACAAAGGGGGACUUCUGUGGUGAUCAGCACCAUCCUGCAUACAGCAACUUUAUUUGUAGAUAUAUAAACCUUAAAACUGACCUAAAGCCCUCUUUCGGCUACCUAACUACUUUCCAAGAACUUCCACGGUGCACACACCAGAACUUUUGCUUUGUACCUUUACUGACCAGAGGGGGGCAGUAGUGAUAUGCACCAUAAUAUAUUGCUAACCCCACAAGCAAUUUAACAAGUGUGCAAAAUAUCCUCGUAUGCAACUGACAUAGAGAAGCUUCCUAUAACUAGCUGGUAGGCCACCCUACCACGAGUCCCAGCUGCAGAUACACUGCUUCUUAUUCAUGUAUAUUUGCUGAUAUUUGAAUUUUUGCAUCAUGCUAGAGAAAACAAAACGGACGGGGGGAAAAACGGUAAGAUGCAGCAAAGCAGAUCUGGUCAUAUUAGCAUUUUUAAGGAAAGAUGUAUUGCCUACUUUUUGUUGAAACCGUUCUUCCAUUACUUUCAGAAUUGUUAAAAGUUUUUUCUUUAUUUUAAGGUAAAAAAAAGAAAAAAUGAAUAAAACAAAUUUCUUACCGGUUACUGUUUUGUACAGAUGGGUGAAUUAUUUUCUUUUCAUUAUUUUGUUUUGUUAUUAUUUUUUUUAAGUAAUGAUUCCUGGAGUUUAGCUGGUUUAUGAAUUGCAGCAGAAUACCCAGAAUGCUUUUGGUUGUUAGAGUCCCUUGUCUAUCAGUGAUACCUACUACACGCCACAAAAUAAAGCCAUUCCCUUACUUUUCA
Molecule: messenger RNA, 4096 nt
Organism: Pseudophryne corroboree (corroboree frog)
Lineage: Eukaryota; Metazoa; Chordata; Amphibia; Anura; Myobatrachidae
Gene: PARP1
Product: poly(ADP-ribose) polymerase 1
Exons: 23
Coding region: 328-3348 (1006 amino acids)
Biological process (GO): double-strand break repair; protein poly-ADP-ribosylation
Cellular component (GO): nucleolus; nucleus
Molecular function (GO): NAD+ poly-ADP-ribosyltransferase activity; DNA binding; NAD+-protein mono-ADP-ribosyltransferase activity
Source: RefSeq, a predicted model, not a curated record